Oreochromis aureus is the source of this 789-nucleotide messenger RNA. RefSeq names its product checkpoint protein HUS1. The transcript has 5 exons. Gene Ontology annotation, biological process: nucleotide-excision repair; double-strand break repair via homologous recombination; meiotic DNA integrity checkpoint signaling. The record is from RefSeq and is a predicted model, not a curated record. The coding region runs from base 66 to 473 and encodes 135 amino acids. Gene Ontology annotation, cellular component: site of double-strand break; checkpoint clamp complex; nucleolus. Lineage: Eukaryota; Metazoa; Chordata; Actinopteri; Cichliformes; Cichlidae.
UCACUCACGACGUCCCCGUUGACGUCAUCCCCCGGAGACUGUGGCACGAGUUCAAAGAGCCGAGCAUGCCGGACUUUGAUGUCAGCAUCUACCUCCCUCCCCUGAAGACCAUGAAGAACAUCGUGGACAGGAUGAAGAACCUCUCCAACUUCCUGGUAAUCGAAGCCAACCUGAACGGAGAGAUGAACCUGAAGAUUGAGACCGAUCUGGUUUCCGUGACGACUCACUUCAGAGACCUGGGAAACCCUCCGUGGGGCGAUGACGCCUCCCAGGAUGGCGGCCCGUCUCAGAUCAGGGACCCGGAGAGCAUGGUGGAGGCCAGGGUGGACAUCAGGAGGCUGCAGCAGUUCCUCAUGGGGCAGCAGGUCAACCCCAGCAAGGCCAUGUGCAACAUCGUCCAUCAGAGCGUCCUCCACCUGAUUCUCCUGCAUGAAGACAUGUCGCUGCAGUACUUUAUCCCCGCCGUGGCGUAGACGCUCUGCUCGGCGCUCAGCGCCAGUCUGAGGAAGUAAAAACGGACUAAAUGGUUUCAGGUGUUUCGUCACAUGGAGACAAAGCUGACCGUGCCUGUGCUCCAUCUGACGGAGGCUCAGAGUGGAGCUCACAGGCUCUCCUCCCACCUGUGAUGGUGUUGGAGACGACGGAGGAGGUUUGGACUGCUGAGAUAAAGAGUCUGUGUUUGUGAGACGUUUCGGUGGUUUUUGAUUAAAAACGUGUUAAAGUAAAAACAUUCAAAUAUGUAAGUUGCUUUUUUAAAAAGUGACAAUAAAAUAAAAACUGAAGUAUAAA